Molecule: messenger RNA, 210 nt
Organism: Echinococcus granulosus
Lineage: Eukaryota; Metazoa; Platyhelminthes; Cestoda; Cyclophyllidea; Taeniidae
Exons: 2
Coding region: 1-210 (69 amino acids)
Source: RefSeq, a predicted model, not a curated record
AUGACAGCUGCACCGAGCAGUGAGUGUGUGGGUGCUGUUGCUCACUCUGCUGAUGCACCCAGGAUUAGUGAUGUAUUGCUCUGUCUUUCAUAUGCAGUAAUAACCUCAUUUCAAUGCACUGCUGUUGGUUCUUAUGGUGAGCUCAUUGUUUUGGGGAGACCAUGGAGUGUUAUUUCCAGAUAUGACUCAAGAGUUGAGUACAUAGCAUGA